Messenger RNA from Megalopta genalis, 5524 nucleotides. RefSeq names its product zinc finger protein klumpfuss (gene klu). Gene Ontology annotation, biological process: regulation of gene expression. Gene Ontology annotation, cellular component: nucleus. The record is from RefSeq and is a predicted model, not a curated record. Lineage: Eukaryota; Metazoa; Arthropoda; Insecta; Hymenoptera; Halictidae.
GAAUCUGGACUGCGCGCUGGCCGAGGCUCAUCCUUCGUCCGGUUAUUCCAGGCGGCGCUCGGCGGUUCUUGGUUGCGGUUACCUCGCUUCCGUAACGGCCCGCUGAGAACGAUUGCCGCGCCGGCGCUAGGAAAACGAUCAUUCUCUAUGGUCGAACAGGACGAGGUGGGAGGCAGUACGGUGGUAGCCGAGGGUGUAGUAGGCGGCAUAAAGGGCCCAGGCGGCGGGUGCCGCGCAUCCUCGAUGACGAUGGCCGAGAGCGCCGUGGAGGACGCCGCAGCCGCGCCCCCGGGUCCAGCGAAGCCGCCACCGCCCUCCUGUACCAACAACAACACCCUGGCAGCGACCGCGAACCGCAACCACCGGAAUCUUCGUAGACGGAAACGACUGGACCAGGUGCUGGACAUCCUGCAACAUCGAAGUUCGCCGUCCGAGGGCGAGGUGUUGCGUUUCGAGGGCAGCGGGCCGGCGUCCGAGGAGGAGGAGGACGUGUUCGGUUCGCCGAGAUCGUCGUCGAGAUCGGCGGUGGACCCGCCGUCGGGCAUCAGCUUGUUGCCGCUGAGGCUGAAGAGCGAGGAGCCCGUGACGCCCACCGAGGAGGAGGGGAACACGACCGACGCCGACCAGUCGCAACAGCAGAACCAUCAUCUCCAUCAUCCGCACCAUCACCCUCAUCACCAUCGUCACCGGCACAGGCAUCACCACAGAAACAACGCGAAUCACGUGUACGAUCACCUCCACCCUUCCCAUCAGAGAUCGUCCGCGCCGAAAUACCCCGGAUGCAACUGCGCCCAUUGCGCCCAGUCGGCCACCCCGCCGAUGGUGCUCCCUUCGCCGACGUCCCCGCUGACACCUCUCACGCCGCUCACGCCGCUCACUCCGCUCAGCCUGACGCCGCUCACGCCCGGCUCCCUGUCGUCGUACACCUUCGAGCACUACAUGCACACCAAGUACCUGCCGGACAUAUUCAGAGGCCGCAGCCACUCCGACUCGGACCUGGUCCCGGGAUGGGACCAGAAGCCCCCGCUCUCGACCUCGUCCGUCUUCGUGAACCAUCCGCUGAGGAGCGGUUCCCUCGAAAGCGACACGACGAGCCCCCAAGAGUCGCCGCUGGACCUCUCGAUGAAGAACCUGAUUCCCGGCGGCAGGCCACCGGCGCUCCAGCUGUUGCCUCCCGGCAUCGUGUCCAGGGGCUCCGUGAGCGUGCCGGUGGUCAAAGGCGACGUGGCGUCACCGACGACCAAGGAGAGCGCCGCCAACAGAUUCAACAUGAAGGUCUCGCCGGUGGUGGAGACGAUGCCGCCGGGCGCGAACAUCGCCUACGUCUGUCCCGUCUGCGGUCAGAUGUUCAGCCUGCACGACCGGCUGGCCAAGCACAUGGCCUCCAGGCACCGCAAACAGGGCCCCCAGGACGCGUCCGCGAAGGCGUACCUCUGCGACGUGUGCAAGAGGAGCUUCGCCAGGUCCGACAUGCUCACCAGACACAUGAGGCUGCACACCGGCGUCAAACCGUACACGUGCAAGACCUGCGGACAGGUAUUCAGCAGGUCGGAUCACCUGAGCACUCACCAGCGGACGCACACCGGCGAGAAACCGUACAAGUGUCCCCAAUGCGCGUACGCGGCCUGCCGCCGGGACAUGAUCACCAGGCACCUAAGGACCCACGCCAAGUGCUCGGACACCCAGACGCCGAAGAGCGAGCCCGGCUUCCUUGCCGGCGAGGACAGCCCCACGUAUCCGCAGGAGAUGGCCUCGCCUUCGGCCACGAUCAAGGCCGAAUGACGACGGCCAACCGGGGCGACCAAAUCGCUUCAGGGUCCGGUUCCGUGCAUCUUGGACUUGUUGCCGAACAUCUUCGACGUGGUUCCGAACCUCUUCGAGCUGAGGGACGGCGUAUCCAUUUCCCACCGACGACGGUACGGGCGCUGAUGAAGAGACAACGGAGGCUCUUCUAGCUUCGUAGCUUCUUCGGCUAUCAUCGGAGAGAGAGAGCUGUCCACGCUGGUUUCAACUGUUGUCGAAAAAGAACUUUAUGCGAGCCGUUUUAAACGAUCGAGCACGUUUCAAGCUUGUCACAGUAUUAUCGUAUCUCUUCGUCUUCCCCGUUGCUUCCCCACGAACUCGCGCGGUUCUUCGCCGCCGGUCUUCGCAGCAUCCAGGACACACCGCACAAGCUACUCGGAGAUAAUUCCAGCAAACGCUCGACCGUCCGUCGAGCAUUUCGUUUUUACAGUUUUAAGGGGAACCAAGGUCGAGCAGUUUUUAUACAGGAAUCAGGUUUUAGUUGCAGCCGAGGAAGUUCGUUGUCGUUCCUAUUUCAGACGGGAUCUCCGAGAGAGCGUCGCGUCGGCGUCCUAUUUCGCGGUAGACUGGCUCCGGAAACGCGAACUUUUGUGGCUUUCGGACGUCGCGUUUCGCGGGGGGAGGGGGGAUUAGUUAGGCUUCGAAGCUGCGCGUCGGACGAUCGUUGUUGGAAUCUCUUUUUGGGUACGCGGUCUCUCGAUCGAACGGUCUCUCCGUGCUCGUCGACGCGCGCAGACUGGAAACGUUAACGAUCUGAAAAGCAUUCCGACUAGCCUUUGUAGCGAACGUCCGCGAGAACGAUGCUCGAACGCGAUCGAUCGAUCGAUCGUUCGGAUCCGAAGCGUUCCGUCGUCGUUCCCUGACUCGGCCGUGGAGAACCUUGUGCCAAAUUUUGUCCGUCGAGUAGUUGCUGGAUCCACUCGUUUACUGUUCGAUCGACCGUUGUUAAGGGGCCGCGAACGUUUGCAUCGCGUAAAACUCGCGAAUCUUCGGCGCUGUUCGCUGAAACCCGUUCGUCGUCGUCGUCGCCGUUCGUAAUUUAUUGAAAUUAUCGGCCCGCCAGGCGGGACACGCUCGACGCGGAAGGAACCGAAGUGUCCUCGUGACAAUUGUUCGAAUGUGAAUACCGAGCCUCGAUCGGGCGGCAUUGUUAAUCGACUAGGAUAGAGACUGUUUUUUAUUGCGCGUUGUGAAAUUCCUCUCGAACUGUGUCGUGAUAUAUUUAUAUCGAAAUUUAUUGUUACUCGCGAGAGAGAGACCGGGAACGGUUGUAACGUAAACCGGAGAGCCACGGGAACGAGUCCAAGGACGCGCGGAGAUGAAGAGGAGAAGCUGAGGGCGUGCUUCGGCUCGCGGCGAAAGAAAGAAACAAUGGAGUAAAAAAAAACGAACGUAAUCGUACCUGCAAAAUGAAAUGAAACUUAAAGCAUAAUAAAAUCGUCUAGACGUAACGUUAAUUAGUGGGUAAUAUUGAUAUUAUUAUUGCGUUUUUAUUAUUACAAAUAUUAAUAUUAUUAAUUAUUAAUAUUAUUCUCAUUGUAUUUGUUGGCGUGAGAAUGUUGCGAAACAUGCGGUGGAACAGAGAAAUAUUUUUUUACAAGGCGUCGAAGAGGUUUCGCGAUUAGAUCCGAGAAGGGAGCCAGAGGGGAGGGGGGAAACGUAGAUCGGCGAGAAAGUGUCGCUGAGCGCAGUGCGCGUCGUAGAGUUUCAUUGUUGUCUUGAAAUUUCAGAUCCUCGAUGUUCGGGAUCACGCAUCAUGUUCGCGCUCUCCUUCCGGAUCUUUCGCGCGCGACCCGUUCGAUUCUUCGAUCGAUCGAGAGCGAUCGAUCAAUUUGUGAGAGUAUCCCGACGAAGUGCUGGUCGAUUUCGGACGACAUUCGGAUCCACGAUGCUUUCGGACGAUCCCUCGGAAAAUACUCACUUCACAGGCGCGUGCGGAGUUUCGCGGUUCGAUUCGAUCUACGGGACAGUCACGGUCUCGGACGCUUCGGAUGACCGACGCACCCUCGUGUCCCCAUAAAUCGACAACGAAAUCGGUCGAUGGCUCGAGAUCCGCAAUAUUCUUUCCGGUGAAAUUGAAUAGCAAACUACGUUUUCGAGAAUAUAAUGUUCUUUCGCUAUGCAUUAAUGCACUGAAGUCCGCAGAUACAGUGAUAAAAAUUCGAGAAGUUUGAAGUUGGAAAAUCGAUUCUAAAGAAAGACAAAUAUAGCCGUGUAAUCUCUGUCGUACGAAUCUCAUGGAAAUUCUUAAGCAACGCGAUCGGUUAACAUCGAACACUUCGAUUCACGGACAGAUCUUGUAUAGAAGUAUUUCUGUUGUAUUCUGAUAUCUGCGCACGAAAUGACAAUCAAAGUUCCUACACGAAUGAAUAGGAACGAAUCGAUAAGUGAUAAACGAAACGGAUCUAAGGUACACCAACGAUCUUAUAACACUGCUGUACCUUGGAUCCCUCUUUUUCGGAAGACCAUGGAAAAGCGAUCUCGAGCAGUUGGCAGAUUUUGACCGGGUUAUGGGGGUACGAGUUUUGGGUCACGGGGUGGGUUCGAUCGGAGCACGAUUAUUAUAGUCAUAAAGAGAUGCGAGUCCGUCUCGACUCGAAUCUGUUGGGCAGGAUUCUCGCUGACACACGCGAGCCGACCACGCGUGACACCAACUACUUUGAACCUUGCUCAAUCUCGACCGUUUGCCUUUUCCCUUGCCAUAACUCGCCGAUCGUCCGGCGGGUCCACCGUUCAUGGCCGCGGUUGCAGGCAAAGUGAUACACACACACACACAACACGAGCGUCGUGGUCCGCUCUCCCCGAAUGUUUUCUUUCGUUUUCUCUUUCCUUUUCAUUUUUCAUUCGGCUUUUCGAGACACGCGUUUACGCGCGCCGCGGUGCCCCCGUAAAUGGACACGCGUCCGCGCAGCGGGACGGACGGACGGACGAACGAACGAACGGACACGUUUGUACAGAGAGAUCGAAAGGGAGAAAGAGAGCGAGUGCGUGUGUGUAUGUUUUGCGCGUGCGAUAGAGAGACGGCGGGUAUAGUGUGCGUGGCCCACGCCGGUGGUAUGUAUAUCUGUAUUUUUGUAUACCGAGGUUUUUUUCUAAUUAGUCUCUACCGUUUAAGCGUUUUCUCGAGGAGGAACGGAACGAGUAAUUAGCCAUUAAGGAGAAAAACUGUCGCUCUCUGCUUGCCAUUUUAACUUGCCUCUGUCGAUCGAACGAUUACUCGGAAGGUGGCUUGUCGGAGAGACAAGGUGGACAAGAAGGGAGGGACCUCGGGGCGGAAGGUCUCGACGUUUUAGGAGAACCGCGCGCGACGCGCACUCCAUUUCUAACCGUUCCUCCCUCCUCCCUCCUGCCUCCCUACGUUUUAAGAAUUCCUUCGUUUCUUAACGCACGCCUGAAAUUUCUGUUUCCCUUCUCCUUCUUCUCCCUUCUCCUUCUUCUCCCUUCGCGCCCCCCACCCCUCACGACACGUCCCGCGGAACAUUGAAAAUAGUACUUUUGCAAAACACUCGUUCUCUCGCCUAUUCAACCGCUCGUCGCGUCGACACCUUGCGGCCCGACGCCCGUUCCUCGACGGAGGAGAAAAUCUCUCUUCGCGCGAGAUAUCCGUUCGGCACACGAAGAGGAUAAUGCGCGAGUUGAAGAAGAUGAAGAAGGAGAACGAUACGCGAAACACGCUCGACUUGCUUUCGGGCAAUUAUGCGAUCGCCGUGCCAGAAAACCU